Penicillium canescens is the source of this 516-nucleotide messenger RNA. RefSeq lists its product as uncharacterized. NCBI's taxonomy places the organism in Eukaryota, Fungi, Ascomycota, Eurotiomycetes, Eurotiales, Aspergillaceae. The transcript is spliced from 3 exons. The coding region runs from base 1 to 516 and encodes 171 amino acids. The record is from RefSeq and is a predicted model, not a curated record.
AUGCUCCCCAGGUUUACCGUGAAUGCCAGCCACCAAGCUGAUCCUGAAAGUAGAGAACUCACUGGAGACUACUACCAUAGCAAACAAAUCUAUCGCGAGGCUAUCGGUGGUUAUCUCUAUGCAAAGAUUCCAGAGGUCCCAGCAGAUAGACUGCAGGCAAUUGAGAAAUAUAUGGUAGAGAUGCUUGCUCUCGGCCAGGGAAAACUAGACGACGUACAGCGGUUCGCUGUGACCUUUCCUUUCGUGGAUAAAGCUGAUCCGCUUGUUCAGACCGGUCUCAGGACUAUAACUCUAGGGUUCGAACGGAAGAAAGGAACAGACGUUGGAGAAAACAAGGACAGGAAUGUUCGCCAAGAAGGCGGAGCGAAGCAGGAGAAGGCCGUACUCACUAUUUACCGGUGUGUGUACGAGUCGAAGAUUAAUAAAAAACUUUUUGAUAGCCAGGAGCUGAAUCAAAAGGUGCUGGAUCAGGGCAAGCCUGUUGUCCAAAGAUGGAUUCGUGAUGUUCUCGUUUGA